GCACCGGAAGUGGCCCUGGAGGGUUUGCCUUCAAACUCUCGGCGAAAAGUGGCAUCGGUGGGUGGUGACGGUUGAACCUGGCCGUGCCGGGCCGGGAGCGAGAGCGGGCGGUGGGGGCUGCGCUGGCCCUUCUUCCUCGCUGCCCGGAGCUCUGCUCGGCACUUGCCUUCCGCCCGCGGUGGACGGCUUCCCACGGCGCCUCGGCCUCGGUAGCUUACAGUUGAGCAUGAGUCUUCUUAUGAUUAGUGAGAAUGUAAAACUGGCUCGUGAAUAUGCAUUGCUGGGAAACUACGACUCUGCAAUGGUUUAUUAUCAGGGAGUUCUUGACCAAAUGAACAAGUAUCUAUACUCAGUCAAAGACACAUACCUUCAGCAGAAAUGGCAACAGGUUUGGCAGGAAAUAAAUGUGGAAGCUAAGCAUGUGAAGGAUAUCAUGAAAACACUAGAGAGCUUUAAACUAGACAGCACUCCCUUGAAAGCUGCACAACAUGAGCUUCCRGCUUCUGAGGGAGAAGUUUGGUCCUUGCCCGUACCUGUCGAAAGAAGACCCUCACCAGGACCUAGAAAACGCCAGUCUCCUCAGUAUGGUGACCCGAAACCACAUGGUAACCGCCCAAAUACAACUGUCAGAGUUCACCGUCCAUCUGCACAAAAUCUUCACAAUGAUAGAGGGAAAGCAGUUCGUUGUCGUGAAAAGAAAGAACAGAAUAAAGGAAGAGAGGAAAAGAACAAGUCACCUGCUGCUGUUACAGAACCAGAGACAAAUAAAUUUGAUAGUACUGGAUAUGAUAAGGACUUAGUAGAAGCUUUGGAAAGAGACAUAAUUUCUCAGAACCCCAAUGUUCGAUGGGAUGAUAUUGCUGAUUUAGUAGAGGCUAAAAAGUUGCUGAAAGAAGCUGUAGUGUUACCAAUGUGGAUGCCAGAAUUCUUUAAAGGCAUUAGAAGACCAUGGAAAGGAGUAUUGAUGGUUGGCCCGCCUGGCACAGGAAAGACCCUUCUUGCUAAAGCAGUAGCUACAGAGUGCAAGACAACAUUCUUCAAUGUCUCUUCAUCAACUCUGACUUCCAAAUACAGAGGAGAGUCUGAGAAGCUUGUUCGUCUUCUGUUUGAAAUGGCUCGAUUUUAUUCUCCAGCCACCAUAUUUAUUGAUGAGAUAGAUUCCAUUUGUAGUCGAAGAGGGACUUCUGAAGAGCAUGAAGCAAGCAGAAGGGUGAAAGCAGAGCUGCUGGUUCAAAUGGAUGGUGUUGGAGGUGCUUCUGAAAAUGAUGACCCUUCCAAAAUGGUUAUGGUUCUAGCAGCUACUAAUUUUCCCUGGGAUAUAGAUGAGGCUUUAAGACGACGUCUUGAAAAACGAAUCUAUAUUCCUUUACCAUCAGCAAAAGGCAGGGAGGAACUAUUACGAAUAAGUCUGCGUGAGCURGAAUUGGCUGAUGAUGUUAACCUUGCAAGCAUAGCAGAAAACAUGGAAGGUUAUUCAGGUGCAGACAUUACCAACGUGUGCAGGGAUGCAUCUUUGAUGGCAAUGAGAAGGCGUAUUGAGGGUUUGACCCCAGAAGAAAUUCGAAAUCUUUCAAGAGAAGAAAUGCAUAUGCCUACAACUAUGGAAGAUUUUGAAAUGGCUUUAAAAAAGGUUUCUAAAUCAGUAUCUGCUGCAGACAUUGAAAGAUAUGAGAAAUGGAUAUUUGAAUUUGGAUCAUGCUAAAUUCUCACAUGUAAACUGUGAGAAAUCUGCCUUAAGUCUUUGAAAAAUAAUUAAAUUUAGUAUUUCAUUGCACUGAGUGCUAUAUUUUUUUAAAAUUUUAAAAUGGUAAGAUUUAAAAAAUCCUUAUAAUUCGAAAUAAAGGCAAUUUUUUUAAGCUG
This is a messenger RNA of Urocitellus parryii (Arctic ground squirrel), 1860 nucleotides long. It is a transcript of the gene Katna1, whose product is annotated as katanin catalytic subunit A1. The record is from RefSeq and is a predicted model, not a curated record. Gene Ontology annotation, biological process: microtubule severing. Gene Ontology annotation, molecular function: ATP hydrolysis activity; ATP binding; microtubule severing ATPase activity. Gene Ontology annotation, cellular component: microtubule cytoskeleton. NCBI's taxonomy places the organism in Eukaryota, Metazoa, Chordata, Mammalia, Rodentia, Sciuridae.